GUUUUUGUUCCGUGAGUGAGCUUUUCGGUUCUUUGUGGUGGCCGUAAAGAUGGUGGUUGUUCUCGUGGUGUUGUGCUAUUGUGUUCGCUAAGCGUAUUGUCUGGAUAGCUAGCCGCCGCAUUUGUAUCAAGGCUUACUCUAUCUUGGGACGGCUUUUUGACACACCAUCAGUAUUAUUGAAAUUGUCGAAGCUUACCAUUAGGUGCGGCCGUAUGAUUUUGCAGCCGCCUGGCUUGUGUUUAAGCUGUACAUAGUCUCGGUCCAGGCAAAACCCAGCAAGAUCCAAAAUGACGCAGUUCCUGCCUCCACAGCUUUUGCUGUUGUUCAAGGCACGGGACCCGAUUCCCUAUAUGCCACCGGUAGGAAAACUACCUCAUGAAAAACAACAGGGCAACUACACAGGAGUCGCCCCAUUUGUGGAUAACUUCGAGGACCCGGUUGAGGCUCCACCAGCGAUGAGAGUUGAAACUCGUGAAGAGCGUAGAGAACGACGUGCCAAAGAAAAAGCUGAAGAAACCGCUUAUCAGCUUGAACAAGCAAUUGCCGUUUGGGAUCCAACGAGUAACGAGGCUGCAACUGCAGAUCCUUUUAAAACACUCUUUAUUGCUAGAAUCAACUAUGAGACAUCAGAAGGAAAAUUACGCAGAGAGUUCGAACAAUAUGGCAGUAUCAAGCAGAUCUGCAUGAUCCACAACAAAAUUAGCGGUAAACCUCGGGGAUACGCGUUCAUAGAGUAUGCACACGAACGUGAUAUGCAUGCCGCGUACAGACACGCCGAUGGCAAGAAGAUUGAUUCCCGUCGAGUUCUGGUCGACGUUGAGCGGGGCCGAACCGUUAAAGGCUGGCUACCGCGCCGGCUAGGGGGUGGUCUUGGUGGUACCCGCAGGGGUGGACCGGAAGUAAAUACGCGACACUCAGGUAGAGAAGAUCCUGAAAGAGAACGCGCCCGUAGAGAAGAAGGUAGUGAUCGCGGCGAACGUGAUCGGGAGCGGGAGCGUGAUAGGGAUAGGCGACGAGAACGGUCACGUAGCCGCGAUCGUCGAGACCGUGGCCGGGAUCGAGAUCGCGACGAGCGAAGACGCGAUCGGGAUCGCGGAGAAAGAGGGGCAGGGAACAGACGAGAUCGAAGCAGGGGAGACCGAGAUGAACGAGGCAAGAAAAGGAGGAGUCGCAGUAGGUCACGCGAGGAACGACGCAAGGCUAGAAGAUAUGACGAGGACCAGCGAUUUGGCCGCGACCCCGAAGACGAUCGGUCGAUUGACAACGGCCGCGGGGGAGGUGGUGGUGCUGCUGCUAUUGGAGGGGUGGGAGGUGGUGCCGAUGGAAACGGCGGGGGUCCAGGUGAUGGUGAGGGACUUGAACCGUUUGAGAAUGGGGUCCCUGGUUUUGUACGGGGUGACAAUGGUCAGAUGUUCCAGAUCAAGCAGGAGCAUGAAAUUAAACAUGAGAUGCUCGACUACUAAGUGUAGGACAGGUUUGUCGGAGCACCCUGAUACAGCAAAGAGGUCUUUUGUAGGAAAAUGCUGAACAUAACCGAAAGAAGUUUAUUGCCUAGUAGAUGUAAAGAAAGGGCACGCUUAACAAACAACAUUGUCGGUCAUCCGCACAUUACUAGAAGCUCCCUAUUUAUGUAUUGCUAGUUUCCCUAAAGAAAAGGUGGAAACAUCUGGAGCAUAGGUGAGCUUUUUUUCGGAACUUAAGCUUAAGCUAACCUGUAAUGUGUGUAUAUAUA
Varroa destructor (honeybee mite) is the source of this 1732-nucleotide messenger RNA. Its product is annotated as U1 small nuclear ribonucleoprotein 70 kDa-like. The record is from RefSeq and is a predicted model, not a curated record. NCBI's taxonomy places the organism in Eukaryota, Metazoa, Arthropoda, Arachnida, Mesostigmata, Varroidae. Gene Ontology annotation, molecular function: U1 snRNA binding; mRNA binding. Gene Ontology annotation, cellular component: U2-type prespliceosome; precatalytic spliceosome; U1 snRNP. Gene Ontology annotation, biological process: mRNA splicing, via spliceosome.